Talaromyces amestolkiae is the source of this 1308-nucleotide messenger RNA. RefSeq lists its product as uncharacterized. Gene Ontology annotation, biological process: positive regulation of transcription by RNA polymerase II. Gene Ontology annotation, cellular component: nucleus. The record is from RefSeq and is a predicted model, not a curated record. Lineage: Eukaryota; Fungi; Ascomycota; Eurotiomycetes; Eurotiales; Trichocomaceae. Gene Ontology annotation, molecular function: transcription cis-regulatory region binding; DNA-binding transcription factor activity. Bases 1 to 1308 code for a protein of 435 amino acids. The transcript has a single exon.
AUGACUGUCUUGACACAACCCUCGCCACAGCCUCAACGUGCAUUAAUUUCAAGCCAGCUGGAGAUUAAUUGCCCAGAGAAAUUCACCGUGCCAUCUCCCUAUCUAGCAAACGCCCACUCGCGGGUAGAAAUGCACCACCUAGUCGCCAAAACCGCCACAACCGUAUUUCCAUUAGCAUCUCAGUCGUUUAUCGACCGAUUGAUGCUCUCGGCUAKGGGAMCCCCGCCGCUACUCUACGCUCUUCUCGCGUCUUUCGGGAGCCAUCAUGCGCGUCGUAUGACAUCUUCCGCAUCCGAGUCCGAGAAGACUACGCUCAUGUUCACUAAUCAAGCCAUUUUCGGCCUUAGGGCAGCUUUGGCACAUGACGAUGCUAACAGGACGGUCAAAGCGAGCACUUUGAUGACGGCUAUAGCGUUGUGUACGAAUGAUGUGUGUAAUGGCAAUUUGGAUGUAUUCAGGAUGCACAUGAAAGCGAUACGGCAGAUGCUCUUGUCAUUCAUACGGUCAUUGCCAGCGGGCGAGAAGAGUUUGAAGGGAGAUUUACUCAAUGUCUAUCUGAUUAAGUGGUUCGCGGCGCUGGACGUCGCGGCCAGUUUGUCGUUAUUUAAUCGGGGGGAGCAGUAUGAGCAGGAAGAAGGUGAAGGUGGUGAAGCAGCCAACUAUUGGACGAGCCAUAAGAUCUUCAGUCCGUCGGAAGAUGAGGUGGACGAUAUUUGCGGCUAUUCGUUGAAUCUAGUACCUAUAUUUUCGGAAAUCGGAGCUCUGGCGCGAGCUCAAUACGAAAGCCUGUCGUCAGACGGGACUUGUAUGAGCGAGAUCAAUACAGAAGACAGCAUGACAUCCAGAGUCCAAAUCCUCGAAACUCGACUUCAAUCCCUCCCCCUCCCCAAAAUCUCAACCGGAAUCUGGACCGAUCAUCAACGCCAACUCGUCGAAGAAUUGCGUGACACCCAUCCAGCCUUCGUCUAUACCGCUCUGUUGCACCUCCAUCGUCGCGUCCAACUCCUACCCAAAAGCCACCCCAAAGUCCGCAACGACGUUACCAAUAUCCUCCACGUUGUGAAGAAUGUGCGACCCUUUUCACCGGCAAAUGUGCUACUUAUAUGGCCCUUGUUCAGCGCCGGAUGCGAGACGGAUAGUACGCCUGAAAGAGCGGUUAUUGAUGAGAGAAUGUCUAUUAUGCAGUCUUUAGGAAUGGGAAACUUCACGAGAGGAAGAGAGGCGCUGAAUCGAUUCUGGGAGUCUGGGACGGAGUUGAGGUGGGAUGUUUAUUUGAGUCGAUCUGGGGUUGAUCUGGUUCUAUUUUAG